AUGGCGAAGGUGCUCGGUAGGGUGAUUUCUAAAAAGUGUAGUGAGGGCUUAUGGAAGGGCAUUAAAAUUGCUGAUGGUGUGAAUCCACUUUGUCACUUACAAUUUGUCGAUGAUACUUUCCUUGCGGGAGAUGCAUCUGCCAGAGAAGCUCGGGUUAUUAGGAGGACUUUGGAUGAUUAUGAACAAGCGUUUGGGCAGCGUGUUAACUGGUUUAAAUCUGAAAUUUUCUUUUUUAACACAGAGCCAACUAAGCAAAGGGAGAUUUGUAGAAUUUUGGGCAUGAGGUUGGGGAAUCUUCUAAGUAAAUAUUUAGGCAUUCCACUUUUUGGUGGAGCAAAUAAAACUGAUUUAUGGAAGAACUUGGUUGAUAGUUGUCUAAGCAAAUUGGACGGAUGA
Messenger RNA from Cryptomeria japonica (Japanese cedar), 396 nucleotides. RefSeq lists its product as uncharacterized. The record is from RefSeq and is a predicted model, not a curated record. The transcript has a single exon. NCBI's taxonomy places the organism in Eukaryota, Viridiplantae, Streptophyta, Pinopsida, Cupressales, Cupressaceae. The coding region runs from base 1 to 396 and encodes 131 amino acids.